UAUUAGAUGAUCACGCAGAUUCAGAAAGACGCUCUCUGUGUGCACGCGAGUGUACAUACACGAGGGAUUGUUCGUGCUGAGCGUCCGAGAACACCACGAGCAGCAGAAAGGGCCUGCCACGAGUCGGUUUCUCACGAGCGCUCUGUUUGGAACUUUCGAGGCACAAUCCGCCAAGGAAUGCUGCCCUGAAGUGAUUUGUGCACACGCACCCCGGGCAACAGUGGGAAAAGAGGAAGGGGCUGUGCGCUGACCAGAACAGAAGUGAGGCGCAGCGGGAACUGGUCACCCUUCGGCUUGGGGUGUGUGAACUGGAGGGCGGUAACUUUGGAAGAACUAACGGGGGUGGGGAGGAGGAGGUUGAAGAUUCUUGCGUCAGUAAAAGACCUUCGCUGAAGCUAAAAGGGGAAUAAGAAGAGUCCACGGGGAAGCGAAAGAUAGGCGAGUCAAGAAGAAAAAUAGGAGAGGAAGGGGGAAGAGUCCAAGGAGACAGAAGCCUUCUGGAAGGCAACUAAAACUCAGGCGUGUCUCUCCCUUGCGCCUCGUCGGUUUCCUCGCGAGCCAAGUGAGCCGGUGGCGAGCCAGCUCUGGCGGGAAUGGAGCUGCGCCCGAAGCCCCUCAGGUGGACUAUCGUGCUUCUCCUGUCUCUCUGCGGCUGCCUCGGCCAGUCCAGGCCGGUCUUGCGCUCCAGUCGGCCUGGCGUCAGAAGCAAAAACUGGUGUGCCUACAUAGUGAACAAGAAUGUGAGCUGCUCUGUGCUGGAUGGCACUGAGAGUUUUGUUCAAGUUCAGUACAAAUGUGCCUGGAACCAGAUCCCCUGCCCACACACUCCUGUGUAUCGUACAAGUUUCAGACCUAAAUAUACAGUAGCAUAUAAAACAGUAACAGAACUGGAAUGGAGAUGCUGCCCUGGAUACAUGGGUGUAGAUUGCAAAGAAGGCGCACCACAAGAGCCAAGGCCUGUUGUUUAUCCAGCAGAGCUACCAGCAGAUGAUAUCAAGACAAGCUUGGGUAACAUUUCUUUGGAUCUUGACUCUAAUCCAAAGCUAGAACAAAAGGACUUGCAGGAUAAAAAAAUGCAGCUCCUUGAGGAUGAAGUGUUCCGACUUACACAGACUGUUCUAGAGCUUCAGUCCUCCUUAACAGGUGUGAAUGAAAACCUAAAGCUUUCUGUGCAAGAAGAUGCAAGUCGGAUGCUUGUAUUAUGGUUGAACAACCUUCAUGAUCAUCCAGGGCCUGAUAGUAUGGCUGAGGGUGAAACAGAGAAUGUUAAUCCAUUUAGAAAUAAAGAUAAAAAAGAAUCUGGAAUAGAAAUGGUAAAACCUGAACAAGUAGAUGUCUUGAUGGAGAAAAAUGACAAGCUGGAAGAACUGAAGGGGAAAGUGAAUGGCUAUGAAGGACAAUUGAAACAGCUCCAAGAAGCAGCCCAGGCCCCAACAGUAAUGAUGCCCAGUGGCCAGUUAUAUCAGGAAUACAUAGAUGCUAAGUUUGAAGCCCUGAGAGAGGAAAUGUUGGAAGGAUUUGAGAAGAAAAUGGCAGAUCUGAAAAAUUCCUGUGAGUACAAACUAAUGGAUAUUCAGCAGCACUGUGAUGAUCAUGAAGCCAGCUGUUUAGGAAUAAGAGAACUUAUUGGAGAAAAAGAAAAUGGCCUGAGAAAAGAAAUAAAACAUCUUCAGACUCUUAUCAAAGCACCAUCAAACCAGUCAUUUUGUUGCAGUGAUACAGAAAGGAAUGACUUUGGACAGCAGCUAAAACAUUUGGGUGAAAAGAUUGACAGAACUACAGAAGCAAACAGGAUUUUAAAUGCCAGAAUAGAUAAUGAAAUAAAACACAUUUCCACUCCAUAUUUGGAAGACAACUUUGAUGCAAAAUGGGAGGAAGUAGAAGCCAGGAUCAAUGUUACAGAGAGAAAUGGUGAACAACACUGCUUUUACAUUGAAGAAACUCUUCGUGAUGUUAUAGCUACAGAAGUUGAUGAACUAAGAGACUUACUUGACAAAAAGCUUCAGGCACUGGAAACCAGUCUGGGUGCUACUAUUCUAAAUACUGCUAACACCACAGAUCGAGAUGAGAGAGUUACUGGUCCAGGAUCAAUCUUACACAGUAACUUGGAAUCUGAAAAUGAUCAGUUUGCCUCUGAGAUUAAUAUUGUAAAGAACAAACUACAAGACAUUGAAAAUUUUUGCUGGCAGAAAUGCCAGUCUGUACCUCACAAUGUGGAGGGCCUCCAGAGGGACAUAGAAAACUGUAACAGUAAAUAUGAUCAAUUGUUUUUUAAAACAGAGGAUAAUUCUGCUCUUUUAAAAUCUUUAAAUGGUUCUGUAAGUGAGAAAUUUAAUUUAAUUAAAGGCAGCCAACGUGACAUUCAGAAACUUCAAAAGGAGUUGCAAAUGGUUCGUUAUGGUCUGAAUGUCAUUGAUAACAGUGUUAAAAAACUUCAGGGUGGUUUGAGCAGCUGUAAUGAGCAACUUCUAGGUAUCAAUUCGACAUGUGAAAAGACACAGCUUGGUGUGUUCAGAAAGAUAGAUGAAAUACAGAAAACAGUGGGCAGUCAAGCUGGCCCAAAUAGUAAUUGUUGUGAUGACUUGAAGGAGAGGAUGGAACAGCUGAACGAGAAAGUAUUUUAUAACCUGAACAAAUGUCAAGAGAAAUUGCCUGGUGUUUCAGAUUUGGAGGGAAGAGUGUCUCAUGUUGAAAAAACCUGCAACAAAUUAGAUUCUGUGUCUAGCAGCCUUCAAAGGAUAAAGGAGGGAUUAAACAAACAUGUCUCCAGUCUCUGGAACUGUGUCAGUCAGAUGAACAGAACCAUAAUAUCCCAUUCUAAUGAUAUUUUUGGUCUCAAGAAUUCUGUCCAACAGUUCCACAGUCAGUUCCACAAAUUCGCUGUUGACGUUCAAGAUCACAUGCAAACUCAACCUGCUACGUCUGAAAAGCCAGCUACGCUACCACCAAGGAAACCACAAGGAAAGUUUCCUCUGCUACCAUCAGAUCCUAGAAAACCAUUACAACCAUCUCAACCAGGAACACAUCCAGCACCAUCACAGCCAAGGACACCAUUGCAGCCACAACCAGGAGAACAGGUGCAACCAUCACAACCAAGAACACCCCUACAGAUUCCGGAACAAAGAAUCCCUUUGCAGCCAUCACAUCCACAAGUAAUCAUACAGCCACCAUGGCAAGAAACACCUCUUCAGCCACCAGAUUCCAGAACUCCUCUACGACCAUCGUUGCCAGGAUCAACACCAGGCUCACCUUCCUUGCCUGGGUCAAAUGGGGUAUUUAUGGAAACUGGAGAGGCAGGACCUCCUGGUACAGUUUCAAUGGGAGGAAGAGGACGGCCAAAAAGUAUAGAUGGCCAGAAUAACAUGCUUAUUUCUGAAGGAUAUGCUGGAGCACCAGGUUAUCCAAAACCACCACAACCUCCGUCUGCAGCCACACAAGGAGCAGCAGUUACUUCGCUGGUGUCAUUCUCUGCUGGUCUCACUCAGAAGCCUUUCCCUAAUGAUGUGGGUGUGGUACAUUUUAACAAAGUGCUUGUAAAUGAUGGAAAUUAUUAUAACCCUAAAACAGGCAUCUUUACAUCUCCGUAUGAAGGUCGUUAUCUGAUCACAGCUGUUCUAGCUCCUGAGAGAGAUGAAUACAUAGAAGCUGUGCUGUCUGUUUCCAAUGUGAGUAUUGCUCAGCUCCACACAGCUGGCUAUAGAAGAGAGUAUCACAAACCAAGAUCAGGGAAACGGACUUGUGGUGGAACUGGGGCUUUUCAUCUUGUUCUUCACCUCAAAGCUGGAGCUGAAGUAAGCAUUGUAGUUACUGGGGGCAAGCUGGCUUACACAGACUCUGAAGAAAUAUUCUCCACAUUCAGUGGAGUGUUUCUAUAUCCUUCCAUUUCUCGGGUGUAGGGUAUGCUUGAGGAGGAUAGCUGUAUUAAAUGAUGAAGCUUUAAUAUUUUAUUUCUCUCUCAUUUUUUCUCACCUUCAAGUCUUUUGUUUUAAGUGCAGUCUUUACAUGAUUAUAUGUUCUUUCCUUCAUUUGGCUUUCUUUUAGAAGAUCAUGGACAUUUAAACAUCUUAAGAAAGAAAAGUAGUUACUAUGGGGUAUCAGUGUAAGAUGUUCAAAGUAAAUUAUGUGACGUUUAUUAACUUUAAAAAUAAGAAAAUUUAUAAUGGCAAUCCUGAGAUAUGGAAACUAGCUAAAUAAAUGUUAAAAUAUUCCAUCCUUAUGAAAAACUAUCUUGUCAUCUUGCAUUAUCCCUAAAAUGCUGAAAAUAGCAAAGGACUAAAGAUGUCCUAUUUGAACUAGCUCUUGAAAAUUAUUCUGGUGGUGGUGGUAACAACAUUUGUAUUGGACUUUCAAGUAUUCAGAGUGCUUAGCAUGCAUUAACUAGUUGUUAAUAACCUUGUAAAUCAUAUUGUUAUCUACAUGUUGCAGAUGGGGGGGGCACAGAGUGAGAUAACCUAUUCUCUUUCAGCCCAAGGCCACCUAGUAAGUUCAUGGAAGAGGCGAGAUAUGAACUGGGGACUAUCUGGCUUACAUUCAACUAAGUCCUUCUCAGAGUAGACCCAUUAAAAUUAAUGAGCCUAAGUCAGUCACGUCUAUUAAUUUCAGUGGGCCUGCUCUGAAAAGGAUUAGCAGUGAACACCUCCCAAUUCAUAGUUCAGUUUCUUCUCCACUAUGCUAGGAAUACCAGAAGUAACACAGAACUAUUAAUUCUUGAAGAAAAGUUCUUAAAUGUAAUUUUCUGCCCUGUCUUGUACCAUUUAUAAUAUAGCAUCUGAUGUUGAAUUAAUGGGGGGGGGGGCUAGUUCACCUAAAACCACUUUUACUUGACACUACUUUAAUGUGAGAGCAAACGUCACCCAGCAUGGUCCCAAUAGCAUCACCCUCAUGUGAUUUUUUUUGUAGCAGACUAUGCUAAAAAAACAGACAAGCCGAACAGGACACACCCUCAUUUAUUUUUCCCGUCCCCUACUUGGUAAUCUACUAAUGAUGUUCAGAACAGUUACUCCCUACAGCUAAGGAAAUCUCCCCUUGUGAAUUAGGCUUUUAAAAGUUAUUUCAUUUGCCUUGUCCCUUGAAGUCUUGGAAAUAGCUCUGCCUUUAUUUCACAAUUGUGAAAGCUACCCCCUUAAAUACUCUUUCUAAGCAACACAAAGCAAACUUCCACCUGAAAGUUUACAUUUUCCUACAUACAUUUCUUCAUAGUGUAUUGUUCUACUUUAUGAAAAACACCAUACAUUUUAUUUUUUUAAAAAAUACUAAAUCUUACAUUUCAGUCAAAUUAUUACGAACUUGUAGCCUUCCUUAAAAAGAUGGAGCUAUGUGCAGUUGUUCUGUAGGUUAUGACCAACUUUAUCACUGAUAAUACAGAUACCUUUUUCUCCACUGUGGUUUCAGCCUUGCUUUUUUCCAAAGUUAAAUUGGAAGCAAAUCUAUACAGACAUGAUAGAAGACUAUUGCUGUUCUCUGGAAGUGGGCAGGAGCCCUUCAUUAAGCAAUGGGCUCAUCCAGACCAUACUAAAAAUUCGGAAUCGUCUGCUGGUACUCCAAAACUGAUUGCUUUCCACUUUCUCCAUUCUUUAUCCACUUUCUCCAUUCUUGUAUGCAUGCCCUUUUUUGUUUACAAACGCUCCCUCCUUCCUCCUUAUCU
Messenger RNA from Rhineura floridana, 5644 nucleotides. It is a transcript of the gene EMILIN2, whose product is annotated as elastin microfibril interfacer 2. The record is from RefSeq and is a predicted model, not a curated record. NCBI's taxonomy places the organism in Eukaryota, Metazoa, Chordata, Lepidosauria, Squamata, Rhineuridae. Gene Ontology annotation, molecular function: protein binding. The transcript has 8 exons. Bases 594 to 3896 code for a protein of 1100 amino acids.